This is a messenger RNA of Dichotomopilus funicola, 1470 nucleotides long. RefSeq lists its product as uncharacterized. The record is from RefSeq and is a predicted model, not a curated record. The transcript is spliced from 2 exons. NCBI's taxonomy places the organism in Eukaryota, Fungi, Ascomycota, Sordariomycetes, Sordariales, Chaetomiaceae. Bases 1 to 1470 code for a protein of 489 amino acids.
AUGGACUUUCUCCCCGUUGAGCUGGUCCGCCUCAUCUUCCAGCACUGUGAUGGCCCCAGCGUGAAGGCCCUCCGCGAGACCGCCGGGCGGUACGCCGACGUGGGCUACGAGUACCUAAUCGAGCCGCACUUUCUCGCGGUUGACUGGCGUGAUGACAUCUCACGGCUGCGGUCCAUUGCCGGUCACGACCGACUCCGCGGUGCCAUCCGCUCGCUGACCUUCAAGUUUGGCAAAAUCGACGCAUACAACAAUGCUUGCAACAGCAACACCACUGCCUCCAUCGCCUCCUUCGACGCAUGGCACCCAACGGCCUCCAAUGAUGACGAGCAUGGGCUCAGUUCCCCCGGCUCGCCCUGCUCGCCGAGCUCGCCUAAUUCGCCCUUGCAGGACGCCUGGAUGCGUUACUUUGAAAUCCAGGUGGCCACUCGCAACCUACCGCCGUUACACGCCCGCUCCGCCCUCCUCGCGGAAGCCUUUGAAUGUCUGCCCAACCUCCGCGAGCUCAACAUCAACCUCGCCAGAUCCCCCUAUGACUUCCCCUUACUGCAGGACGUCUUCGACACCCGCGGCAACACCACCCCCAAUCCCAACCCCAGCAGCAACAACAGCAAACGCGACCGCGAACAGAACUGCAAGAACCUCAACGCCAUCAUCGGCGCCCUCCGACACGCCCCCCAUCUCGAGUCCCUCUCCAUCGACCAGCUCCCCCUCGAAAUCUUCCGCCUGCCCGACGACCGCCGCCACUGGCUCGCCAGCGCGCCAACCUUCGCCUCCCUUUCCCGCCUAACCCUCGUCCUCGACCCGCCCAACGGCCUCCUCCCCUCAGCCCGCGCCCGCGCCCUCAACGGCCUGGCCGCCGUCCUGCACGCCAGCGCCAACCUGACCCAUCUGACCAUCGCGUUCCGCAACUACCACCGGCCGCGGGAGAAGUUCCAUCUGUCCUUCCGCGCGCUGUUUGGAGGUGGUGGUGUUGAGUUCGUCUACCGCCGGUUGACUGAUCUUAAGCUGGAAGGGGUUACUUGUGGCGAGCAGGAUCUGAAGCGGUUUAUUCUGCGCCAUGGCGCCACGCUGGAGCGGCUGAGGCUGGGCGGGCGAGGGGCUGUGGCUUCGGGGAGGGUUACCGGCGGUGUGCAUCUCCAUGAGGGUUCUUUCCGGGGCCUGUUUACCGGCCUGAGGGGAAACAUGCCGCGCCUGCAGCGGUUUCAUAUGGAAGGGGAUGCUCAGGCGGGGGAUUUCAUGACGAGUUCGCGGGAGAUGUAUGUGUUUAGCCCCGUGACAGAUGAUCAGUGGGCGCCCCUGGAUUUGGAUUUGGAUAUGGAUGAGUUUACUAUUUCGGGGGGAAGAUAUGGAGGGGAGCAGCGGGAGGAGAGAAUGACGCCUCGUAUCAAGACGGUGAACUGUUUGGGACUGGAGCGGUUCUUGGUUCAGGGGGGAGAGUAUCCCAAGUUGGGAAGAACGCUGAUGGUUUAA